UUGAAACCCUAAUGCUACAAGCCACCUUUCAUUUUCAUUCCUUUCUUUCUUACAUAUACUCUCACACACUCUCUCUAUCUCUCUCAUUUCUAUCUGUUAAACCCUAGCUUACAUACCCAGUACUCAACCUCUCCUUCGCCGUCAAACUUAUUUCUUUCAUUCGUUGCUAGUUUCAAAGCUUCGUAACGAUGUCGGAUGAUGAAAGAGAGGAGAAGGAGUUGGAUCUCUCUUCUCCUGAGGUCGUCACCAAGUACAAGGGCGCAGCUGAAAUUGUCAAUAAGGCUUUGCAGCUAGUGUUAUCCGAAUGUAAGCCAAAGGCCAAGAUUGUGGAUCUAUGUGAGAAAGGAGAUUCAUAUAUUAGAGAGCAGACUGGCAACAUGUACAAAAAUGUUAAGAAAAAGAUUGAAAAAGGAGUUGCAUUCCCAACUUGCAUCUCUGUGAACAAUACUGUUUGCCAUUUCUCACCUCUUGCCAGUGAUGAGUCAGUGUUGGAAGAAGGUGAUAUCUUGAAAAUUGAUAUGGGCUGCCAUAUAGAUGGAUUCAUUGCCGUAGUCGCACAUACACAUGUUCUUCACGAAGGCCCAGUGACAGGAAGAGCAGCUGAUGUUAUUGCUGCUGCCAACACUGCUGCUGAAGUUGCCUUGAGGCUUGUAAGGCCAGGAAAAAAUAACAAAGACGUAACAGAAGCAAUUCAGAAGGUUGCUGCUGCUUAUGACUGCAAAAUUGUUGAAGGUGUUCUUAGCCACCAGCUGAAGCAGUUUGUGAUAGAUGGAAACAAGGUUGUAUUGAGUGUAUCCAGCCCUGAUACGAGAGUAGAUGAUGCUGAAUUUGAGGAGAAUGAGGUUUAUGCAAUCGAUAUAGUCACAAGCACGGGUGAUGGCAAGUCUAAGCUAUUGGAUGAAAAGCAAACGACUAUCUAUAAGAGAGCAGUUGACAAGAGCUAUCACUUGAAGAUGAAAGCUUCUAGGUUUAUUUUCAGUGAAAUUAACCAGAAGUUUCCAAUUAUGCCUUUCACUGCCAGGGCGUUGGAAGAGAAACGUGCAAGAUUGGGUUUAGUGGAGUGUGUUAACCACGACCUUUUGCAGCCAUAUCCUGUUCUCCAUGAGAAGCCUGGUGAUUUGGUUGCUCACAUCAAAUUCACAGUUUUGCUAAUGCCAAACGGAUCAGACCGAAUCACAUCCCAUUCUCUUCAGGAGCUGCAGCCAACCAAGACAGUAGAGGAUCCUGAAAUCAAAUCCUGGUUGGCUUUGGCCACAAAGUCAAAGAAGAAGGGUGGUGGCAAAAAGAAGAAAGGCAAGAAGGGCGAGAAAGCUGAGGACUCUGCAGCAGAAGCUACACCAAUGGAUGCAACAAAUGGUGCUGAGUCUCAAGGAUGAGUCCAUUUUUUCCUUUCAUAUACUUUAUUUUAACCCCCUCUUUUUUUUUUGUCAAUUUUGGUACUUGCUUCUUCUCUCCAUUGUAUCUGGUUGGAUAUGAGUUGGUUUAAUUAAUACAAGUAUUCAGACAUAAAUCCGAACCGGAUGUUCCCGAGUCGGCUUUCUGUGACUCCUUUGCUGCUUCUAGAUUUUAUCAUUAUAUUACAAACGUGAAGAUUAUAGCCUAAA
Humulus lupulus (European hop) is the source of this 1604-nucleotide messenger RNA. Its product is annotated as ERBB-3 BINDING PROTEIN 1. The record is from RefSeq and is a predicted model, not a curated record. Lineage: Eukaryota; Viridiplantae; Streptophyta; Magnoliopsida; Rosales; Cannabaceae. The transcript is spliced from 10 exons. The coding region runs from base 189 to 1376 and encodes 395 amino acids.